CCAACAUCAUCUUGCCAUCGCGACCGCAUCCGCCUUUCUAGUAACCAAGGCUCACAAAGGCUCCAGCUCAUCUUUUUAACUUUCACAAAACAAUUCCAUCAAUCCACACCGCACAUUAGCGAGACACUGCUACAGUCGUCGGUCGCUACACCCUCAACCUUCAACAAACAAACCAUCUCCCAAGGUCAACCCGCAAACUUCGAGUUUAUGUCAGGCGAAAUCGAGAUCCAGAAUCUCAAGAGCCGCGACCCCUUCGCCGACGCCGACGAGGACUCGGGACAAACCACCCAGACCCAGGAAUACAUCCAUAUUCGCAUUCAGCAGCGUAAUGGACGCAAGACUUUGACUACCGUGCAAGGUAUACCGGCGAAGUUUGACCACAAGAAGAUUUUGAAGGUGAUCAAGAAGGAAUUCGCCUGCAAUGGCACCAUCAUCAGUGACACCGAGUCCAAGGGUCUUGGCGAGGUGAUUCAGCUCCAGGGCGAUCACCGCCUCAAGAUCAAAGAAUUCCUUGUUGACAAGGAGGAGGGCUUGGGUCUCGAUGAGAAGAACAUCAAGAUCCACGGCUUCUAAGAGGGGCAUGUCGGUCGUGCCGCCGCUCAGCGGCCCGGGCUCCAAGAGCUUCCGGGGCGGGGUUCACUCACAGAGGCAGAACUUGCCAUCGAUACCUGAGCAAUGAAAGACCCUUCACAGGGUCGCGCGGCGCGCAAACACAUGAUACCCGGAAGUUGGCAGAUGUGGCUCCUUCCCCUAGCAGAGAUUGCGUUAGGAGGACGUAUGUUAAGGCUGGGACCAUUUGCUUAUCGUCGUUCCUUCAGCGCUAGUUGACAGGACGGCCACAGAGUUAGCCUGCAUGUCCUUCGUUAAGCGCCUGCGGGUCUCGUUAGUUUUAGGCAAUGGAAUGGUAUUCCAUCCAGC
Molecule: messenger RNA, 918 nt
Organism: Chaetomium strumarium
Lineage: Eukaryota; Fungi; Ascomycota; Sordariomycetes; Sordariales; Chaetomiaceae
Product: translation initiation factor SUI1
Exons: 5
Coding region: 208-573 (121 amino acids)
Biological process (GO): translational initiation
Cellular component (GO): eukaryotic 43S preinitiation complex
Molecular function (GO): RNA binding; ribosomal small subunit binding; translation initiation factor activity
Source: RefSeq, a predicted model, not a curated record